Molecule: messenger RNA, 393 nt
Organism: Vicia faba (fava bean)
Lineage: Eukaryota; Viridiplantae; Streptophyta; Magnoliopsida; Fabales; Fabaceae
Source: the annotation of a GenBank genome assembly
AUGAGUUCUAGGUUAUCUGGGAAGGUGAAGUGGUUCAACGAUCAGAAGGGGUUUGGAUUCAUUACCCCUGAUGAUGGUACAGAGGAGCUUUUCGUUCACCAAUCUCAGAUCCAGACUGAUGGUUUCCGGAGCCUUGCUGAGGGUGAAUCUGUUGAGUAUCAGGUUGAAUCUGACUCCGAUGGACGAUCCAAGGCUGUGCAGGUGACUGGUCCCGAUGGCGCGUCUGUGCAGGGAAGCAAGCGUGGCGGUUACAACAGUGGCGGUGGAGGUGGUUAUGGUGGACGAGGAGGAGGACGCGGUGGAGGCGGCGGCGGUGGUGGUGGCGGUGGAAGCUGCUACAGCUGUGGGGAGUCUGGUCAUUUUGCUAGAGAUUGCCCUACCAGUACCCGUUAG